Schizosaccharomyces cryophilus OY26 is the source of this 3309-nucleotide messenger RNA. Its product is annotated as translation initiation factor IF2. The record is from RefSeq and is a predicted model, not a curated record. Bases 59 to 3103 code for a protein of 1014 amino acids. The transcript has a single exon. NCBI's taxonomy places the organism in Eukaryota, Fungi, Ascomycota, Schizosaccharomycetes, Schizosaccharomycetales, Schizosaccharomycetaceae. Gene Ontology annotation, molecular function: GTP binding; GTPase activity; translation initiation factor activity.
GAAUUCGGAAUUUAGUAAACCAGAACCACUCUGCAUUGAGGUUGUGAAAGGUGGUAAAAUGGGUAAAAAAGGAAAAAAAGCUUCUUAUGCCAACUGGGAAGAUGAUUUAGGAGAAGAUAUAAGCGGCCAAAAUGAGUUUAUACCUCAAAAUGUUGAGGAAGCCAACGAAACAGAUGAAUUGAAAGAAGUCGAAGGUUUGGACACUUCUUCAGAUAAGAAGUCGAAGAAAAAGAAGGGCAAGAAGGCGGAUCAAGAAACGCCACUUGAUGAAGAAGAAAUAGUUGACGAAAAGGAAGCUCCUAGCGGUCCUGUUGAACUGACAGCUGUUACUGAAUUAGACGAUGAUGAAUUUGCUUACGAAAAGCCCAAGAAAGGGAAAAAAAAUAAGAAGCAGCAAGUUGAAGAGGAAGAAAUACCUGCUGCUGCUCCUGCUUCCACUGUCCAUGUAAAGUCUAAAAAAGAAAAGGAACGUGAAAAGAAAGAACGUGAGAAGCAAAAGAAGAAACAACAGGGUAAGAAGCAGCCUUCCACAAAUCAAGAGAGAGAAGGGGUAUCAACGCCCGAGGUUGAAGAAGAGACUGUUUCUGAAUCUGACUAUGCGUCUGCCAAGGGCAAACAAGGUAAACGUAAAGGUCCUAAUGUUGCUGCUCUUCAGAAGAUGCUGGAAGAAAAGAAGGCUAAAGAAGAAGAAGAACGUAGACAAAUAGAGGAGGAAGAGCGGUUAGCAGAGGAAGAAAAGCGCUUGGCUGAAGAGGAAGAGCGCCGAAAGGAAGAGGCUAAAGAAAAGAAGAAAGAAAAAGAUAGGAAGAAGAAGGAAGAACUUAAGGCUCAAGGAAAGUACGUUUCGAAAAAGCAAAAGGAGCAACAAGCCCAAGCUCAACGCCGCUUGCAACAAAUGUUGGAGUCAGGCGUUCAAGUCUCUGGUCUUUCAGAAAAAGCAAAGAAACAAAAACCUGUUUACACUAAUAAGAAGAAAUCUAGCAAGAGUGGAUCCUCUUCUUUAUCUUCUUCUGGUAUAAUGGAAUCCCCCUCUCCUGCUACUUCUGCUCCCGUCUCCGGCGUAGAGUCUCCUGCUCCUCCUCAAGAAUCUAAACCUGUUGAAGAGAUUAAAGAAGAAAAGAAGGAGGAUGAUGCCGUUUUUGACGACUGGGAGGCCGCUUUGGAACAAUCAGAACCUGAACCUGAACCUGAGCAAAAGCCAGAGCCAGAGCCUGCCCAUGAGGAGGUUAAAGAAGAAAAGCAUCAAACCGACAGCUCAGAAUUUCCUGAAGCUACUCCCGUUGAAUCUGAACCUGUAAACAAUCUUCGUUCUCCUAUUUGCUGUAUUCUCGGACACGUCGAUACCGGUAAGACCAAACUUUUGGAUAAUUUGCGUCGUAGCCAUGUACAAGAAGGAGAAGCUGGAGGUAUCACUCAACAAAUUGGUGCUACCUACUUCCCUAUUGAAUCGAUUAAGCAAAAGACUAAACCCGUUAAUAAGAAGGGAAAAUUAGAGUUCAAUAUACCCGGUUUGUUGAUUAUUGAUACGCCUGGACACGAAUCUUUCACCAAUCUUCGUUCGCGUGGUACUUCUCUGUGUAAUAUUGCCAUCCUUGUUAUUGAUAUUAUGCAUGGUUUGGAGCCUCAAACAAUGGAAUCCAUCCGUCUUCUUCGUGACAAUAAAACACCUUUUGUGGUCGCUUUGAACAAGGUUGAUCGUCUUUACGGCUGGCAUUCGAUUAAGGAAAAUGGAUUCCAAGACAGCUUAUUAAAGCAAAAGAAAGCCAUCCAACGCGAAUUUAGAGAUCGAGUCGACAGCAUUAUUUUGCAGCUCAAUGAGCAAGGGCUCAAUGCUGCAUUAUAUUUCGAAAAUAAACAAAUGGGUCGUUAUGUUUCUCUUGUUCCUACUUCUGCUCAAUCAGGAGAAGGUGUUCCUGAUUUAGUGGCCCUUUUGGUUGCAUUAACGCAAACUCGUAUGUCUGAUCGCAUCAAGUAUAUUUCGACCCUUGAAUGUACAGUAUUGGAAGUAAAAGUUGUUGAAGGUCUGGGUGCUACUAUCGACGUUAUUCUUUCGAACGGUGUGUUGCGAGAAGGUGAUCGGAUUGUUAUCUGUGGUAUGGGUGGCCCUAUUAUUACAACUGUUCGUGCUCUGUUAACGCCACAACCUAUGAAAGAGAUGCGUGUGAAAUCGGCAUAUGUUCAUCAUAAGGAAAUUAGAGCUGCAAUGGGUGUAAAGGUUUGUGCCAAUGACCUCGAGAAGGCUGUCGCUGGCUCUCGUUUACUCGUUGUUGGCCCUGAAGAUGAUGAAGAAGAAUUAGCUGAUGAACUUAUGGCAGAUCUUGAAGAUUUAUUGGGAAGUAUAGACACUUCGGGAGUUGGUGUUUCGGUUCAGGCUUCUACUUUGGGUUCUUUGGAGGCUUUGCUUGAAUUUUUGAAACAAAUGAAAAUUCCCGUAGCUUCUGUCAACAUUGGACCUGUUUACAAAAAGGAUGUGAUGAAAUGUGCAACCAUGUUAGAAAAAGCCAAGGAAUAUGCCUUGCUUCUUUGCUUCGAUGUUAAGGUGGAUCAUGAUGCCGAAGCCUUAGCUGAUCAGUUAGGUAUAAAGGUUUUCUCCGCUAACGUAAUCUAUCAUCUUUUCGAUGCUUUCACUGCCCAUCAAAACAAAAUUAUGGAACAGAAGCGAGAGGAAAACUCUGAUGUUGCGGUUUUCCCUUGUGUUUUGAAGACCAUUGCUGCUUUCAAUAAGCGGGAUCCUAUCAUUCUCGGUGUUGAUGUUGUCGAUGGUGUUUUGCGUAAAGGUACGCCUAUUGUGUCUGUCAAAAAUGUUCCCGGAGAGGAACCUCAAAUAAUUGAAUUGGGACGUGUAGUCAGUCUUGAAAUGAACCACAAACCCGUUGAAAGGGUUAAGAAGGGCCAAGCUGGUGGUGGUGUUGCCAUGAAACUAGAAGCUGGUGGUGGUUCACAGAUCUUGUUCGGUCGUCAUGUUACGGAAAGUGAUACCUUGUAUUCACACAUCACUCGUGAAAGUAUUAAUGCGUUGAAGGAUCCUGCCUUCCGCAAUGAGGUUCACAGAGAUGAAUGGCAGUUGAUCAUUCAACUUAAAAAGGUUUUUGGUAUUAUUUAAUCUGCUUAUGUAGGUUUUGGAUUAAAUAUGAAUUUAUGUUGGAUGUUGCGGAAAUUUAAUUACAAGAGUAAUUGAAUUAGCAAUUAAUUAGCCAAAGCGUACUGAAAUAUUACUUCGCAAUUUUAAUAAAGUUUUCUAUUCUUGUUACAAAAUGUUAUAAAGGAAUAAUCCUCAAGUAUUUCAGUUCGAGGCUUUACUUGCUAAGG